Molecule: messenger RNA, 1962 nt
Organism: Asparagus officinalis (garden asparagus)
Lineage: Eukaryota; Viridiplantae; Streptophyta; Magnoliopsida; Asparagales; Asparagaceae
Exons: 11
Coding region: 1-1779 (592 amino acids)
Biological process (GO): protein ubiquitination
Cellular component (GO): Cul4A-RING E3 ubiquitin ligase complex
Source: RefSeq, a predicted model, not a curated record
AUGGAAAGAAGGGAUGUUGAUGAUUUACUCAAAUCAAGGGUCCUAUAUAUAGUGGAGAAAAGGAUACAAGUGAGAAUAUUUGUGAACAGCAGCCACUCCCUAGUCCUUGAACCUAUUACCCAAAAUGAGCAGAUCCGCGAGCUCGACAUGGAGGAGCUUCAGAUCGAGGAGGUCGACGACGACUUCGACGAUUCCUCCGGCGACGACAACGUCCUCACAGCUGGAAAUGAUGGGGGUGCCGGUCCGUAUGGUGGCUUUACUUUCAAUCCAUGUCUGGCCUCCCUGCAUACAUAUCUUGGAGAGGUUGAUGAUACUCAUGGUAGAUUAUCAUUUCUGGAUGGAGGUGCAAUCUUGAACUUGCCGAUGUUUUAUCUUGAAGGAGUUGUUUUGUUCCCUGAAGCAACGCUUCCUCUAAGAGUAAUUCAACCUAGAUUCAAAGCUGCUGUGGAAAGAGCUCUGCAGCAGGUUGAGGCUUCUUGCACUAUAGGUGUGGUUCGAGUACACAGACAUCCAGAUGAUGGAAGAGUUCGCUUUGCUACUACUGGCACCACUGCAGAGAUACGGCAAUAUCGGCAGUUGGAUGAUGGCUCCUUAAAUGUGGUUGCUCGUGGUCGGCAGCGUUUUCGCGUGAGGCGUAGAUGGAUAGAUGUUGAAGGAGCGCCAUGUGCUGAAGUUCAAAUUGUUCAGGAAGAUAUUCCUUUAAAAACUCCAAAGGAUGCAUUUGGACUACUGGCUUCUGUUGGAAACUCCAGAAAAUUUAGCCUUUCUCAUGCAGUGCCUUCAGGUCUCUCUCCAAACAAGCGAUUGACAUAUGAGGAUGCUGAAAAUAGUUCAGAGUGUAUGUCCCCUGCAAGCGCAGAAAGUGACCAUUCAGACGUAUGUAUGAGAAUCUGCCCCUCUGCAAGUGAUUCCCUUAGUCUAUACGAGAGGAUCUAUGAGUCCUCUAGUAGUGAUGAGGAGUCCGUCUAUGGGCGAAGGAAGAGGCUACCGAAAUCUUUUUCAACUAGAUCAACUAGAUCAACUAGAUCAAGAGCAUCAGGGAAACAUUGUACUAAAAAGUUGAGCAAGGAUGAUAGGCUUGGUUGGGAUUCACCGGAGUCUUCAGCAGAAAAAAGAUCUAGUGAUCAUGAAAAAUGGAAAGGUGGCUGCACUGUUGAUGGUGCAAAACGUGUGUGCAGGGCUCCAAUGUCCUUCUGGCCUCAUUGGGUCUACCAAAUGUAUGACUCAUACGCACUUGCGCAGAGAGCUGCUGAUUUGUGGAGGCAGAUAAUAGGGAGUCCAAGGCUGGAUGAUUAUACAAAGAAGCCGGAUCUUUUAUCAUUUUACAUAGCCAGCAAACUUCCUGUGUCAGAAUCUGAAAGGCAGGAACUGUUAGAGAUUGAUGGAAUAUCAUACAGAUUGCAAAAGGAAAUCCAGCUCCUUAAGAGCUUUAAUCUUAUAUGCUGUAAAAACUGCCACACCUUAAUUGCAAAGAGGAGCGAUAUGGUGAUAAUGUCUAGUGAUGGACCACUGAAUGCUUAUGUCAACCCUCAUGGCUAUGUACACGAGGCCAUAACCGUUUACAACGCUACUGCACUGGCACUUUGGGGGUCUCCUUCUAAAGAGCAUAGCUGGUUUCCAGGAUACGCCUGGACCAUUGCCAACUGUGCAACUUGCGAAUCACACAUGGGUUGGCUGUUUACAGCUACAAAGAAGAACUUGUUGCCGAGAUCUUUCUGGGGGAUCCGUAGUUCUCAAGUCGCUGAUGAUACCUCAAACAUAGAAAGAGAAGGCAGGUGAAAAACAAUGCUUUUGUUUCUGUUGUGUAUUUCUGAUGCAUGUACAAGUCCUUGUAUAAUUGCCAUUUGAUUCCCAAGAGAGACCUUUACCAUCAAAUGUAAGUUGUUCAGAGGAUGAGUACCUACUAUCCAGUACCAAAUAUUUUAUAGGCAAAAAUAUCGAAGUUUGAUGAGUUUUUUGCUA